This is a messenger RNA of Aphidius gifuensis, 4066 nucleotides long. It is a transcript of the gene DNApol-delta, whose product is annotated as DNA polymerase delta catalytic subunit. The record is from RefSeq and is a predicted model, not a curated record. Gene Ontology annotation, molecular function: nucleotide binding; DNA binding; DNA-directed DNA polymerase activity. Gene Ontology annotation, biological process: DNA replication proofreading; base-excision repair, gap-filling; DNA-templated DNA replication. The transcript has 4 exons. The coding region runs from base 110 to 3433 and encodes 1107 amino acids. NCBI's taxonomy places the organism in Eukaryota, Metazoa, Arthropoda, Insecta, Hymenoptera, Braconidae. Gene Ontology annotation, cellular component: delta DNA polymerase complex.
GGGAGAAAGUAGAGAAAUGCAUAAAAAGUUUUUGUGUCUAGAUCAGUCUGUAUUAUUUUAUCAAAAAACUGUUAUUAAUUAAUUGAUAUUUUAUAAAUUAAUAUUUAAAAUGAAGAAGGCAGUAUUUGGUUCUGCCCAGCCACCAUCAAAAAAGGCAAAAUUUGGAAAUGAUGACGAUGAUGAUUUACCUGGUUCGUUUGAGGCCGAGUUGGCCAACAUGAAUGACAUGGAGGAUGAUUUUGGUGAAAUGUCACAGUUGAUUCAUGAAGAGCCCUCGACUAGUCAUUCAGAGACAAAUCGAAGAUAUCGAGGACCAGAACAAGAAAACACAAGUGCAAAAUGGAGUCGUCCAGAUCCACCAGAUUUAAAUCCAACAAAAGAUAAUUUAGCAUUUCAACAAAUUGAAGUUGAUCAUUAUAAUGGCAAGCCAAUUGCUGAUAUGCCUGGUAGUAAAAUUGGUCCAGUACCAGUUAUGCGAAUGUAUGGUGUUACAAUGGAUGGUAAUUCAGUUUGUUGUCAUGUACAUGGCUUUAGUCCAUAUUUAUUUGUCACAGCACCAUCAAAUUUUACUGAUAAACAUUGUCGUCCAUUUAAAGAAGCAUUAGAUGAAAAAAUUAAAAAAGAUAUGCGUUCAAAUCCAGAAAAUGUACAAGACACAGUAUUAGCUGUUGAAAUUGUUAAAAAACAAAAUAUAUAUGGUUAUGGAGGUGAAGAGGAAUCAUCAUUUUUAAAAAUAACUGUUGCAUUACCACGUUUAGUAGCAGCAUGUAAAAGAUUACUUGAAAAAGAAAUUGUUUAUCCAGUAUUUUCACAUGAAUAUCGUGCAUUUGAAAGUAAUAUUGAUUUUGAUAUUAGAUUUAUGGUUGAUACAUCUGUUGUUGGUUGUUCAUGGAUUGAAUUACCAGCUGGUAAAUGGAAAUUACGUGGUAAAUAUAAUCAUAAUUUACCACAAACAUCAAGAUGUCAACUUGAAGUUGAUAUUGCAUGGGAUGAAUUUAUAUCACAUGCACCAGAAGGUGAAUGGUCAAAAGUUGCACCAUUUAGAAUAUUAAGUUUUGAUAUUGAAUGUGCUGGAAGAAAAGGUAUAUUUCCUGAACCAAAUCAUGAUCCAGUUAUUCAAAUUGCAAAUAUGUGUAUUAAACAAGGUGAUUCAGAGCCAUUUUUAAGAAAUAUAUUUACACUUGGUACAUGUGCACCAAUACUUGGUUCACAAGUAUUAAGUUUUACAACUGAACAACUUUUAUUACAAAAUUGGGCUGAUUUUGUACGUCAACUUGAUCCAGAUAUAUUUACUGGUUAUAAUAUUAAUAAUUUUGAUUUUCCAUAUUUAAUUAAUCGUGCAAAUCAUUUAAAAGUUAAAAAUUUUAGUUUUUUGGGAAGAAUAAAAGAUAUUAAAUCAAUUAUUAAAGAUCAUGUUUUACAAAAUAAACAAAUGGGACGUAGAGAAAAUAAAUCAGUUAAUUUUGAGGGUAGAGUACCAUUUGAUUUAUUGCUAGUUUUAGUAAGAGAUUAUAAAUUACGUUCAUAUACACUGAAUGCAGUGAGUUAUCAUUUUUUGAGUGAACAAAAAGAAGACGUACAUCAUAGUACAAUAUCUGAUUUACAAAAUGGUGAUGAACAAACACGUCGUCGUUUAGCUGUUUAUUGUUUAAAAGAUGCUUAUUUACCAAUAAGAUUAUUGGAUAAAUUAAUGUGUAUUAUUAUUUAUAUGGAAAUGGCAAGAGUAACUGGUGUAACACUUGCUAGUUUAUUAACACGUGGACAACAAAUAAAAGUUGUAUCACAAUUAUUAAGAAAAUCACGUGAAAGAAAUUAUUUAAUACCAGUACAUCAGGGACAAGGUAUUGAUGAUCAAUUUGAUGGUGCAACAGUAUUAGAACCAAAACGUGGCUACUACAAUGAUCCAAUAGCAACACUUGAUUUUAGUUCUCUAUAUCCAAGUAUUAUUAUGGCUCAUAAUAUUUGUUAUACAACACUACUAACUGUUCAAUCGAAAAAUAAAUAUAAUUUAUCUGAUGAUGAUGUUACUAAGACACCAAGUAAUUCUUUAUUUGCCAAAGGUAAUAUUAGAAAAGGAUUAUUACCAGAAAUAUUGGAAAAUUUACUUGGAGCAAGAAAAAAAGCUAAAGAAGAAUUAAAAAAUGAAACUGAUCCAUUGAAAAAAAAAGUACUUGAUGGUCGUCAGUAUGCAUUAAAAGUAUCAGCAAAUUCUGUUUAUGGUUUUACUGGUGCACAAAUGGGUAAACUUCCAUGUUUAGAAAUAUCAGCAAGUGUUACAGCAUAUGGACGUACAAUGAUUGAAAGAACAAAACAAGAAGUUGAAGAUCAUUUUAAUAUUAAAAAUGGUUAUGCACAUGAUUCAAAUGUAAUAUAUGGUGAUACUGAUUCAGUUAUGGUUAAAUUUGGUGUUACAGAUAUUGCUGAAGCAAUGAAACUUGGUAAAGAAGCUGCUGAAUAUGUAUCAAAAAAAUUUAUAAAACCAAUAAAACUUGAAUUUGAAAAAGUAUAUUUUCCAUAUUUAUUAAUAAAUAAAAAAAGAUAUGCUGGUCUUUAUUUUACACGUCCAGAUAAAUAUGAUAAAAUGGAUUGUAAAGGUUUAGAAACAGUUAGACGUGAUAAUUGUCCACUUGUUGCUAAAAUGAUGAAUACAUGUUUAGAAAAAUUAUUAAUUGAACGUAAUCCAGAUGGUGCAAUGGAUUAUGCAAAACAAAUAAUUGCUGAUUUAUUAUGUAAUCGUAUUGAUAUAUCACAACUUGUUGUUACAAAAGAAUUAACAAAAGUUGCACAAGAUUAUGCUGGUAAACAGGCACAUGUUGAAUUAGCUAAUAAAAUGAAAAAAAGAGAUGCUGGUACAGCACCAAAAUUAGGUGAUCGUGUACCAUAUGUAUUUACAAAACAAGCUAAAGGUACACCAGCAUAUAUGAAAGCUGAAGAUCCAAUAUAUGUUUUAGAAAAUAAUAUACCAAUUGAUACAAAUUAUUAUCUUGAAAAUCAAUUAUCUAAACCAUUGAUACGUAUAUUUGAGCCAAUAUUAGGUGAAAAAGCUGAAUCACAAUUAUUAAAAGGUGAUCAUACAAGAACAAGAGCUAUUGUAACAUCAAAAGUUGGUGCAUUAUCAAUGUUUACACAAAAAAAAGAAACUUGUAUUGGUUGUAAAUCUGUAUUACCAAUUGAAAGAGAAAAAAUGGCACUUUGUAAAUAUUGUGAAGAUAAAGAAGCUGAUUAUUAUCAAACUGAAUUAUAUGCUGGAAGAAAACUUGAAGAAAAAUAUUCACGUUUAUGGACAGAAUGUCAAAGAUGCCAAGGUAGUUUACAUCAAGAAGUACUUUGUUCAUCACGUGAUUGUCCAAUUUUUUAUAUGAGAAGAAAAGUACAAAUGGAACUUGAUACACAAACUAAACGUAUUGAACGUUUUGGAUCACUUGACUGGUAAUUUGUCAAGGUAUAAUAAAUUCAUUAUUUUUUUAAUACAAACUUAAUUAGUAUUCAACUCUUAUGAUUUUUCUUUUUUUAUUUUAUUAAUAAUAUUUAUAAUAUUUGUGGAAAUUAAAUAUCAAAAUUCUAACUAGUGCAGGUUAGUCAUUACUAAAUGCUCUAUUAAUCUGAGUUAAAAAUUAUCAACACAUUUGGCAUUUAAAUUAAAAAUCCUUUUGUAAAUUUAAAAUCUUUUUAAAUACAAAUUGUUGAUAUAUAAAAUUGAUUAUUAUAAAACAAACAAUAUAUUAUUAUACAUAUUGUCUAUUUAAUUUUUUCCAAUUGUAUUAUAAUUAUCAAACACCAUUGACACAUUCAUACCACAAACUUACAAUUACAAUUUACAAUUAAAUAAAAUAUUCACACGUACAUUCGUUAAAUAAUAUGUUUUUCUUUUAUUUUUCAUUUGUUGUUUUUUUUUCAUUAUUAUUACUUUAAAUCAUUUGAUCAUCAUAAUUCAUUUAUACCAUCAAUCAUUCUAACAAUUAAAUUAAUAAAUAAACAUCUUGAUUGAUCUUGAUUGAUCUAUUAUCAAAUUUUUUAAAAUUUAUUUUAAAAAUUAUUUUUUACUUUGUAAAGCAUUUGCAAGCCA